Messenger RNA from Linum trigynum, 2070 nucleotides. NCBI's taxonomy places the organism in Eukaryota, Viridiplantae, Streptophyta, Magnoliopsida, Malpighiales, Linaceae. The record is from the annotation of a GenBank genome assembly.
UUCUACACACAGCUUUCCUAUUGCCAUUCUCAUUCCUCUGCUGCUUGUCUCCAAAAUGUAUCGAUCUGCAAGGCCUUCAUCCGACGAGUACCUCCUCAACUUGUCGCCUCUAUUGGCUUCGAAUGGUUCUUCUCCUGUGAAAACAGUGGCAGGGUCUGCGUCGGAGCUGCCAGUGGCCUAUUCCCCUGUUCCCGAAGGGAGCAAGAAGGAUCUGCAACAUCACAAGCCGCUAGGUGGGGAAAAUGGUGUUCAUCUCAUCCCAGUCGUUCUCUUCCUCUGUGGUUUGGCUCUCUGGCUUUUCUGCCCCCAUUGACCGAAAAAAAUUCGUCGGCUCGUCUCCUAGAGCAAGCUGCCGUUGGUUUUCUGUUCUUCAGUCUGUGCAUUUAACUGUCGCCACGAGCAAGCAUUGUUACCAUGUCCCAAAGCGUUCAUGGUUUUGGUUUCUGUUUGUUACUUGGAAGUCGUUUACUACACAGUUCAACUAGCUUAGCUUCUUUUGCAGAGUUAUAAAAAAAAUGAAAGAUACAUCUCCAUCCUUCUUUCUUGAUUGCAUCAAUUGUUUCGUGGUGUUCUAUUUCUUUUACAACUACGGCCAUAUCCAUAGACAAAAUCAAAUGCAGAAAUAGAAGAACGUUGCAAGGUCGUUUUUCGCCAUGAGAUGGAUUAGCCCGAUUCGCAGACGAACGAACAAAACGGUUACUUGUCUGUUCCCCAACCGUCACCAUUAACCAUCUUCAACCUCUAGCAACCGUUUCUAUGGAAAGAAGAGUUCCUAAAAGGCUAAAACAGACGUGGCAGGAUGUAAAGGUUUUCCAAGACGACAAACAAUCGGGUGCUGUGGAUGACUCUGUUUUAGGGAAUUAACAGUAUGGAAACAGAACUAGUUGGAAAUGAUGACAAGAAAAUCUGGUUUCUUGCUUGCUUGCUUAUAAGGUAUAAUGCUGUCUUUGGCGAAUACUACAAGGAGAAGAAAAAAAAAGGUUACUUUUAAGUGUGGAAUUGAAAGAAGAAACGCCAUGCCAUUGCCAAAAAAAACAGAGGGAUGAAACAAAGGGAUGCACACGCAAUUUAAUUUUUAUAUGAAAAAUAUUAUUGGAAAAUUACGUUUUGGUACCUGAAGUUUUUCAUUAUGACAUUUUAGUACCUAAACUUUUCAUACUUUACAUAUUGGUCCUUGGUUGAGGAUGUCAUUUGGAUUCAUGGAUAAUUCACCAAUCCACUUGAUCCAAUCCAUGAAUCCACAAAUCCAUUGGAUUCAUGGAUCCACCAAUCCACGGAUCAAUCCAUUUGCCACCUCUACUCUAUAGUCAUAGUAAAAGAUGGGAUGUCAUCUUUAAUCGUCUUGUAACUUGUAAUACUUCCACAUCCUAGUAAGUUUCUGCAUAGUGCACUUUGUGUUCUUUGUUUCUCUAACUCGUUCUCCAAUUUUGCAGCAAUACCAGCUGCCUGUGCUACUCCCUAUCCUAAUCCACUUCGUAUAAUCUACGUUUGUAAUUUUACACACACGUACGUUUGAAUCGCUUGAGAAUUCAUCGAUAUCAUCAUCAUCAUCAUUACCAAGGUCUAGAAAUGAGAAUAAUGAGCAUUUCAUCUUCUCGGCCUCAUGAACAAAUACUUCUAGAACUUGAUUCGAUAUUUUGUCACAACUGCCACACUAUAUAACUCGCCUCGUCUAGUGCUUCCUUUCGAUCUUUAACCUAACUUCUAAGUAUGGGAUCAUCUGAACUUUGUAAGCACUCUUCUUCUUCUUCUUCUUCUUCUUCUUCUUCUUCUUCCUCCUCCUCUUUGUCUUUGAUUGCAACGUGAAAUCCUUCCUUUCCCAUGAGAGGACAACAAAUGGAAGAGCUGGCCGAUAGAUAGAUUCCUCAACUUGGAAGCCUCACCACCACCACCAACAUCAAAACCGGUCCAUCCUAACGUUUUCUAUUUAUUUAUUAAUUGAAUUAAUUAAAUGUAUGAAUUUAAAAAAAAAACCUAUAAAAAAAAAAGAAUCAUUGCCUUCACCACACGUUGUCCUUGCCAAGUCUUUUAUCAUUUCUUUUCUUUUCAAAAUAAAUUACGAUUAAAUGG